Paramecium pentaurelia is the source of this 3319-nucleotide messenger RNA. Lineage: Eukaryota; Ciliophora; Oligohymenophorea; Peniculida; Parameciidae. The record is from the annotation of a GenBank genome assembly.
AUGUCAGAAAGUCAAUUCGAUGGAACUAAAUUUAGGCUAUCGCAACCCGAAUCUUUUAAUAACAAGGUAUAUUUGAAUGAAAAAUAUAAGAACUUGAAACUUCAAGGGUGGUUAAAAAAGAAAAGCCCAGCAAUUUUAAAAGGAUGGUAGAAAAGGUAAAAAGAAUAAAAUAUUUAGAUUUUUUAUGUUGAUAGAAAAUGAAGGAUAUAAGUUAGUUUAUUUUGACGAUGAUGUAAGAGUUCAUUUUUAUUCAUUAUUAGAAAACUAAUUCGAAGCCAAAAGGAGCUUUUGAAUUAUCAAAUAAUAUUUUUAUAGAAUAAGCAGGAGAGGAAGAGUUUACUAUUAGAUUUCCAGGUAGAAAUUUAGAAUUGAAAGCAAAAAGUGGAGAUGAAAGAUAGAAAUGGGUAGAAACUAUAGAGUUUUGUAAAAGUAUAGGGAAGAACUCACAGAGAAAGUAUUUGAGCGUUGAUUUGAAUGACAAUGAUCUUUCAAAAUCAAAAGGUGAUUUAUUUAGUUUAUUAUCUUAGGUUCUACACAUAAGAAAGUGGACUUAUCAACGACUCAAAUCGUUUAAAUAGAGAAAGAGAAAAUUGAAAAUUAAAGAUUCCAAAGUCAUAAGGAGAUCCAAAAAAAAUCAAUCAUUCUAUCCUCUUAGUUAGAAGAUAGUUAUAUUUUGGAGUUUCUAGGAUUAUAGUAACUAAAUUAGAAUUCAAAGUUGAAAUCUAGAACUAUAUUUGGGUCUUUGAGUAAAAGAAGUAAAACAAAGAUGAAGAUCUACAAGCAAAAAUGGUUCAUACUUAUAUCAUCUAAACCGCUUGUAUGAUAUACAUUUAAAUAAUAUAAGUUUCCAGAGAUUUAAGAAGAUGAGGAAAUAUUAUAAUAAUAAGAUAUCAAUCUUGAAUUAGAUACACUUAUUUACAUUAAUUAAAAAGUGAAUGAAAAAUUGAUUAAAAGAAAGGCUUAUAUAAAGCUUUAAAAUUGUAAGGAAAUAAUUAUAAAAAAUAUGUAAAAGUCUUCUGAUCAUGGAUUUAUAUUUAAAUUGAAUAUGGGAGAUUAAAUUUAUAGUUUAAUGGCGAAUAGUGAAAAUGAUAGAAUGAGAUGGUAACAUGCAUUAAAUGAAUCGAUGAAUACUUGUAAGGAGAUUAAUAAUAAAUUGAAUCUUAAUAUUUUAAAGAAUAUCAAUCCAAUCAUAAGAAUAUAUGAUAUGGAAUCAAGCUUGCCAAUUAGAAGACAAAAAAUCAAAGAAAAACUAUAAAGUGAUAUAGAAAGGAUUGAGUUGGAGUAAAGUAUAAAUAAUUAGAACAGAUACUUAAAUCUUUAGGAUUUGCUUUGUUAUUUAAAGUUAAUAAGUUAAGAUAUGAUAAAAUCAAUUGAAGGCUGUUUAGUAAAAGAUCCAUAAAGAUAAGAUAUAAUUCAAGAAUAUAUUGAGAUUCACCAUGAGAAAGUAUGUUAAAAUAUAAGUGAAUUUUGGAAUAUUAAUAACAAAUAUCUUAGUCUUAAUGAGAUAAAGGAACUAGUUACUUGGCUUUUUGAUUAUCAAUAACUCAUAAUUAAUUAUAUUAAGGAUGAUCGUAUUAAAUAGGGAAUCAAUACAUUAUUAUAAAUAUGUAUAAGUAGAUGGAAAACAUAAUCAGAAAAGAAGAUAGUUGCAUAAUUUGAACAGUGCUAAACAAUUAAAGCAAAAAACACAAUAAAAACUACUUGCGUUUUUGAAUUAUUUGACACAGUGUAAGAAAUAGAAAGGUUAAUUAACUUAAAAUUAAAAUCAUACCUUAAGAUUAAUGAAUUAUUUAAAAUUAUUAAGAGUGUUUUAUGGUACUAUUUAGAGUAAUUAUAUGAUUGUGUUGAGGAACAAACUGAAAAUUAGGAGUUUUUGAUUGGUGUUUGUAAUGAUGUGGAGAUUGUUAAGGAAAUAGCUAAUAAAAUAGAGUCAAUAGCUGAGAUGUUGUAAGAGAAUAAGAAAUAAGAGAAGAUUAAAUAAAAAAUAUUGUAGAAAUAUAAUGAAGUUUUAGAAUUCGUGGAGUAAUAGAUUUAUAAUUUAACAUUAAAUGAGUUAACGUAAUAAUUUUAAGUAUCUCUUCUUGAAAUAGAAAUAAGGUCAAGAAUUUUCGAAUUAUUUGAAGGAAAUGUGUAACUUAUUAAAUUAACUGAAUAAACAUAGUAGACUCUAGUAGAAAUGUUGAUUUAAACAUUGAAUUAUCAUUAUUUCAAUAUAUUUUUGAAUGAAUUAGACAAGGUUAAUAGUUAUAAGCGAAAGUAAAUAGAGUCAAAGAUUAAGUAAGAUAAAUAGGUUGUAAGUGAAUUUCUUAAAAAAUAUCAUGUUUCUAAUGCUAAGCUUGAGACUUUUGAUUUAAUGAUACAACUUUUAAAUUGUGAGAAGGAUUCAGAAUAUGUUCAAACUUUUAGAGGGUUGAAAUAUUAAUUUGGGAGAUGCUUCACUGUAAAUACAGUAAAAGUGAUUAUUGGACAUUUGAAGACAAGGAAAUCAGAAAUUAACUAGAAUAGCUUAGAUUAAUUUGAUUAAUUAAUUAAGAACAUUGAUGAUGAAUAAGAAAAUGGUGAAUCAACACAAGAUCUUAAAAGUCAAUUAAUGGAGUUUGGAUAAAAUUAAUUUGAGCCUUUAGUUUUAUAGAAAUAGGAUUCGAAUUCAAGUCGCACAUCGAGAACGAGUAUGAGUAAGAGCAAAGUGAACAUCGAGGAAUUGAUUUCUAAAUCUUAGGCUUAAUCUGUUUAAUUAGAUAAUAUGAGUAUUUCAGAAGGAUAUGUAUAUAAGAAAAAGGCCAAGCAAUAGAAAUUAGUAAAAAAGUGGGAUCAUAGAUAUGUUAGGAUCAGAAAAGGAUAUAUAUAUUGGUAUGUUGAUGAAAAAUCCUGGAAAUGCUAGAAUAAGUUGAAUGUGCAAGAUAUAUUAGAGGUUGAGGGUAAAUAGAAUAAGUAGAAUAAAUUUAUAUUGAAAAUGAAAGGUGGUAAGAUCUAUGAAUUCAAGGUGGAUACUUAAGAGGAGAGGAAUAUGUGGAUGAAUGGAAUCAUGAAUGAAAAGAGACAAUAAGAAGAUGUUUUUAAUAGUAAGAUAGAGGCUUAAUAAGUUUAAACAAGCUUAUUAAAUGUUUUGAUUAAAAAUUAUGAUGAAGAAAUAAUUACUAAUAAAAAUAAUAAUAAUAAUAAUAAUAAUAACAAAUUUAAUAAUUAAUAAAGAAAAACAACAUUAAUAAUCCAAUAAAAAGAAUACCCUUUAGAAUUAGGAUAAACAAAUUUAAAGAUUAAGAAAACAAGUAAUUGUUGGACAUCAUUUAUGGUUUGUUUAGGAUUAAGUAAAGGUUGA